Solanum verrucosum is the source of this 1083-nucleotide messenger RNA. RefSeq lists its product as uncharacterized. The record is from RefSeq and is a predicted model, not a curated record. The transcript has 3 exons. Lineage: Eukaryota; Viridiplantae; Streptophyta; Magnoliopsida; Solanales; Solanaceae. The coding region runs from base 1 to 1083 and encodes 360 amino acids.
AUGGGAGAUGCACCUGCUGUUCCUGCUCAAUUGGAUUUCGGUAGUCCACUCUACUUGCAUCCUUCUGAGAAUGCAAGUUCAACAUUAUUACUAGUUGUUUUUGACGGAACUGGGUACAGAUCUUGGAGACGAGCUGUUCUCAGGGCUCUAUCUGUUAAAAGUAAGACUGGUUUCAUCACUGGCAAAGUUGUUAAGCCGGCUUCUACAGAUCCUUCUUUCAUGCAAUGGGAGAGGUGUGAUGAUAUGGUGACUUCAUGGAUCCUUAACAAUGCCAAGGAACUCUGGGAUGAACUGGAAGAUAGAUAUGACCAGACUAAUGGUUGUAAACUCUAUCAGUUGCAAAAGGAGAUCAAUGAUCUUGUACAAGGGACUUUGGAUGUCACUGGUUAUUACACGAAGAUGAAGAAAUUAUGGGAGGAAAUGAGCACUCUUGAUGUUCACUCUCAAUGUAGUUGUGUGUGUGUUUGUGGUGGUAAAGCCAAAAUGCACCAAGCUGAACAGGAUAGGAGACUGGUGCAUUUUUUGAUGGGCUUGAAUGAAAUGUACACUGUUGUGAGAGGAAGCAUCCUCAUGAUGUCUACAUUGCCUAGCAUGGCACAAGCUUUUGCCAUAUUAUCACAAGAGGAAAGACAAAGGGAAGUCAGGCCUCACAAUCACACUAUUUUGGAAUCCACUUCAUUGAAUGCCUCUGUUUCAUCUAAUGUUGCUGCAGGAUCCAAAGGCAACUCCAGAACUAGUAACAAAUCAAAUUUAUUUUGUGACUUUUGCAAACGUACUGGACAUAUCAAGGAUAGGUGUUAUAAGCUUCAUGGUUACCCAUCCAAUUCUAGACCUUUCAAAGGAAGAAGCUCAGGGUCUGCAGCAAAUGUGUACAGUUCUGAGGAAGACAUGAACCGAAAUGAGGUACUUGAUGAGUCAAUGAAGCAAAUGCCAGUGAAUCUGUCCAAAGGCCAAUAUGAGCAGCUACUCAAUCUCCUAGGAUCUCUGCAGGCUGGAAAUGGGACUGAUGGCUCAGGAGAUAUGCUUAGUGGAGCAGUGAACCUAGCAGGGCCCUUCUCUGAAGAGCCCUCUGGCACUUGGUAG